This is a messenger RNA of Brassica oleracea var. oleracea, 603 nucleotides long. RefSeq lists its product as uncharacterized. The record is from RefSeq and is a predicted model, not a curated record. The transcript is spliced from 3 exons. Bases 1 to 603 code for a protein of 200 amino acids. NCBI's taxonomy places the organism in Eukaryota, Viridiplantae, Streptophyta, Magnoliopsida, Brassicales, Brassicaceae.
AUGCCUCCACCUCAUAGGCCUCCACCUCCUCCUCCUCCAGCCGCUGCACCUCAGCCUGUCCCAGCAGUUGCAGUUCAUCCAGAUUUUCGUGUGCCUCAAUCCGCCCCAUACGCGAGAUAUACAGUGGAGGAUUUGCUCGCCCAGACUGGACGAGAGGGCUUGGAUGUUUUGGAUCCCGAUAGAUCAUUUGGGGCAAACAACCGUGUUGGCCGGAGCGUGUCGGAGACGAUCAAGGGCUACUACGACGGAGCCUAUCCGAAUUGGAGCAAGACUCCAGACCACGUUAAGACGACUUGGUUUAAAUAUUUUGCGCAAAGGUGGCACUGGUCCUUGGGAAUCAUCGAGAGGGUGAAGAGGGAAUUUGUUGCAAAGACAAAGACCCACCUUUGCAACACUGUCUCCGAUUGGAAGGGGAAGUGGGAGAUCUACGGUUAUGACAGAAAGCCCACCGAGCUCACGAAGGAUGUAUGUGAUGAUCUCAUCGCCUUUUGGAAUCUACCCUCUUCGAUCCGUAAGGCCAACUCGUGCUCCGCUUCCCGAAGAACGAAGGACAAAGAUGGUCAUUUGCCCAUGGUUCACAGAAUCAGAAAAAAACUAAGAUGA